AUGACCAUACUUACUAAGCAUUCAAAUCGCUCUUUGCAGAUUCUCAACUUAGUCCUUAUCUUUGGUAUCGUCCAAGUCCUUCGCAAGUUAGAUCUUGAGGAUCCUAUAAUUAUCACAUAUAUACGACUAGCUUAUUUUGCCUCACAACUCAUUGUUUUAGCAAUAUACUAUGUAAUCGGUCUCAAGAUAGAGAAGAGCAAUGAUGAAACAACUUUAAAGUAUGUUGAACCCGCAAAGCCGCUUACCAACGAGCAGCCCAAGUCUGUGAAGACGAAUUAUCGCGACUAUGAUCGCGAGAAAUUGAAGGAAGCUCUGAGAUCCGCUCUAACAGGAGCUGGCGUCUUGAUGGCAUUUCACCUCUAUUUUGGUUUCACACAACCGUUAGCUAUCCAAUCUAUUAUGUCAGUAAAGGCAGCAUUCCAAUUACCUCUCGCUCAGAUUCAUAUCUUGGGACAAAAAGCUGAAGGCGAUCUUAGAAGACCUUGGAAGAAUCCGAAUCCGUUUGCUAUUGGUGAUGCUAAUCAACCACAGGUUGAUAAGCAGGCGAUAAAACGGGCGGAGAAAGCUGAGAAGAAUGCGAAGAACAAGGACGAUUAA
Molecule: messenger RNA, 597 nt
Organism: Paraglomus brasilianum
Lineage: Eukaryota; Fungi; Glomeromycota; Glomeromycetes; Paraglomerales; Paraglomeraceae
Source: the annotation of a GenBank genome assembly